Hemibagrus wyckioides is the source of this 2964-nucleotide messenger RNA. Its product is annotated as ribonuclease inhibitor-like. The transcript has 11 exons. NCBI's taxonomy places the organism in Eukaryota, Metazoa, Chordata, Actinopteri, Siluriformes, Bagridae. The coding region runs from base 1 to 1938 and encodes 645 amino acids. The record is from RefSeq and is a predicted model, not a curated record. Gene Ontology annotation, molecular function: protein binding.
AUGGUUCCCUCUGGCGGUGUGGAGGAAAUCCGAGGGGACCAUAACACAGUUGUUCUUACACUUUCAGACUGUAAUAUAACAGAGAAAGGAUACACUGCUCUGGUUAAAGCUCUGAAGUCAAACCGCUCAUCACUGAUAGAGCUGGACCUCAGAGGGAACGACCCUGGAGCAUCUGGACUGAAGGAGCUUAGGAAUUUAAUGAAUGAUAGAAGAUGUAAACUGAAGACACUGAGGGUGUUGAAAAGUCCUGAUGCACAGAAAGCUUCUGAUCAUCUGACUGAAGUUCUGGGUAUAAACCCGAUACUGCAGACGGAUCUGAAUCUGAGUGGGAAAAUAAAAGGAGACUCAGGAGUAGAGCAGCUCUCUGUUUUACUGAAGGAUCUACUGAAGGAUCCACACUGCAGACCUGAAACACUUCUGCUCAGUGAGUGUAAUCUGACAGAGAAAGGAUGUUCAGCUCUGCUCACAGCUCUCAGAUCAGAACACUCCACCCUGAAGGAGCUGAAUCUGAGUAAGAACAGGAUUCAGGAUUCAGGAGUGAAGCUGCUCUCUGAGGAACUGAAGAAUAAACUCUGUAAACUGGAGACUCUGAGACUAAUGGACAAUAAUAUCAGAGAGGAAGGAUACACUGCUCUGGCUGAAGCUCUGAAAUCAUCUCACCUGAUAGAGCUGGAUCUCAGAGGGAACGACCCUGGAGCAUCAGGACUGAAGGAGCUUAGGAAUUUAAUGAAUGAUAAGAAGUGUAAACUGAAGACACUGAGGUUGUUGAAAAGUCCUGAUGCAGAGGAAGCCUACACGUGUCUUACUAAAAUGUUCAGUAAAAACCCCUUACUGCACACGGAGCUGGAUCUGAACAACAAAACACCAAGAGACGUGAAAGUGAAGCAGCUUUCAGCUCUGCUGCAGGAUCCACAUUACAGACUGCAGAAACUUAGGUUGUAUAAAGGAGACAGUAUGACAGAUGAAGACUGUUCACAUGUGAUUUCUGCUCUGGUUUUAAACCCUUCACACCUGAGAGAUCUGAAUCUGAACAGGAAUAAACCAGGAGAGUCUGGACUGAGAAAUCUGUGUGAUUUCCUGAAGAAUCCUGAAUGUAAACUGCAGACACUAAAACUAUGGAAGAGUAUAAAAGGGAAAUCCUGUGCUGAUUUGUCUUCAGCUCUCUGUACAAAUCCAUCACACAUCAGAGAGCUGGAUCUGAGUGAGUGUGAACUGGGAGACUCAGGAGUGGAGAAGCUCUGUGAUCUACUGAAGAAACACGAGUGUAAACUGGAGACACUGCGACUAUGGAACAGUGUAAGAGAGAAAUCCUGUGCUGAUUUGUCUUCAGCUCUCUGUACAAAUCCAUCACACAUCAGAGAGCUGGAUCUGAGUGAGUGUGAACUGGGAGACUCAGGAGUGGAGAAGCUCUGUGAUCUACUGAAGAAACACGAGUGUAAACUGGAGAAACUGCGGUUAAAGAAGUGCGGAAUAACAGAUGGAGGUGCUGCUGCUCUGACUGGAGCUCUGAGGUCAAACUCCUCACAUCUGAAACAGCUGGAUCUGAGAGAGAAUAAACUAAAAGAUUCAGCAGUAGAGCAGCUCUCUGAGAUACUGAAAGGUUCAGGAGGACAGCUGGAGUAUGACGGGGAGACAUGGUUACAAAAAGGAUGGAAUUGGUGGACUGGUAAUAAGUCUGAUAAACAGCCGAUUUCAGAACCUGACUCCUCUACAGUAAAGACUAAAGAAAAAGAUGGAGAAAAGAAAGACACACAGCGGGGAGAAAGCAGUGUGGAUUUGGACAGCUGUAGGACAGACACUGACCUCAGAAGUCCAGAGACUUCAGUUCAUAUAACAUCAGAGGACAGUACAGUAGGACACAUGUCACAAACAAGUAAUGAACCAAAGAAACAAGAAAAGGACACAAAAAAAACCCUAAAACCUCAUAAAAGGUACUAGAUAAUGACACCAAUUUAAUCUAACUCAGUGAUGAAGGACAGAAGACGCCUCAGCAGACAGGGACACUCUAAUCCUACUAGAAAACUGGACCAGAAUUUCUUUGUAAAGUUUCUUUGUGCUGUAAAAUGUUUUGUCUGUGCUGCAGUCUGAAUGAUGAGAGUUAAAACAUUACUUUUAUAAUCUACUGUUUAAAAUGAUAUCAAGAAAAACCCUACAAUACAUUUUAAAGACCAUAAAACUAUAAAUAAAUAUCAAAUUAAAGGGCUCUGUUCAAUUUCAUAAUGAGCCACAUUGGUCCAUUACUGGUCACCAGUUAGCAGCUAGCUAGUGGUUUUUCUCACUGCUAGACAUACGAGAGGACAGAGAGAUUUAUUAUAGAGCUCAAGUGACAGUAUUGUAAAAGCUGCAGUGAAAAAGCCCCAGUUUAUUCUCCUGCUAUAGUAAACCCUACAAACUACAAAACACCUCUGGUACGUAAAAGCAGAAAUAAACCCAGAGAGACUUUUCCAUGAGGGAAUAAGGCUUCAGUCUCACACUUACAGUCUCACUCAUACUCCCAUUUCACCAACAUGCUGCCUGCCUUCUCUACAAGGGUCUGAUAACUAAUAAUGACAUUUGUUUAUUUUAAAUGGAAGUGUAACUGGAUUAGACUUUUUUCACUGACAGAAGUUAAACAUUCUAGUGAAUUAAAUCAGCUUCAAUUAUAUUUCCAUUUAAUAGAUUUGGUCCCAGACAAAUGAUACACUUUUCCCAUUGAGUGAGAGAUUUUGCUGAUGUGGCAUUUUCCUGUACAGAAUAAUAUUGUGUUAUUAAUAUGGAAAUAUAUUCAGUCUGGAGAUCUGUUUAUGGAACCAGACAAAAGACUGAACAAUAAAAUAUUGUUAAACCCCAGCAAUAUGCUGAUUUAAUGACCAGUCCUUUUUAUAAUGGCUAUUUGUUAAAGAUGUGAAGGACUUUAUGCUUUUGUUAUUUUAAAAUAGUGUUGAACUGACGUGGUUUAGAACUGAACUGAAUGAGAUGAAUGAG